ACAGGAUUUAAUUCAAUCCAGAUGUUGGCCCCGCCUCAUCAGGAGUUGACUGAGACUGAGGUUCCAUACGCGGACACGGAUUCGGUUGGAGAGCUGCCUACAGGGCCAGAUCAGUUUGCUGUUCCACAUCAGGAUCUGAAUAACAACCCAGAUGAACCUCCAGAGCCCUCUGAGGAAGCUGAAAUUUCUCCAUCCCAGCAGGAGGCCCAAACUCGUCAUCCAGAGCUCACUGAGGAGGCUGAAUCUUUACCCCAGCAAGAGGCCCCUGCUCAGCAUCCACAGACCCCUGAGGAGGUUGAAUCUUUUUCACCCCAGGCAGAGGCCCGGGCUCAGCAUCCAGAGCCCACUGAAGAGGUAGAACCACCUCCACUUCAGCAGGAGGCUCCAUCUCAGCCUUCAGAGGCCCCUGAGGAACUAGAAACUACAAGUCCUCAGGAGGCCCUAGCCCAGCCUUUGGAGACACUUAAGGAGGUUGUAGUUCGACCAGUAGCACAUCAUGGGGUAAAUGAAGCUCAGCAGUCAAACUUGUACAAUGUCACUGUUAAACCUCUGGAUCUGGCAUUUACCAUAACUCCACAGGUCACAAAAGAGGCUGAACCUUCUCCAGUCCAGCAGGAGACCCCAUCUCAUCCUCCAGAGAGCCCUGAGGAGGUUGAACCUCCGCCAGUCCAGCAGCGGGCCCCAUCUCAGCCUCCAGAGCUCCCUGAGGAGGUUGAACCUUCUCUACUCCAUCAAGAGGCCCCAGCUCAGACUCCAGGGUUCCCUACUGAGUAUGUACUUCAAAUUCCAGUGAGUGAUGAGGUAGCAUCUCUACCUGGCGUUCAGCGUCACGCUCAUUCAAACUUGCCCAGUGUUACACUUCAACCUCUGGAUUUGGAACUUACCAUCACUCCAGAGCCCACUCCGGAAGCUGAAUUUCCUACAGCUCAGCAGGAGGCCCUGGCUCCACCUCUUGAGCAUCCUGAGGAGACAGAAUCUUCUCCAACCCAACAAGGGACCUCAGCUAAGCCUCCAGAGCCUCCUGGAGAGGUGGAGCCUUCAAGUGAGCGGGAGCAACCAGCUCCGCCUUCUGAGCCUCCUGGGGAAGUUGAACCUUCUCCAACCCAGCAGGAGACCACAGGUCAGCCUCCAGAGCCUCUUGUGGAAGCUGAGCCUUCUCCAAGUGAACAGGAACAACCGACUCAGCCUUCUGAGCCUACAGAGCCUCCUGAGGAGGUGAAACCAGCAACCCAGCAGGAGACCCCAGCUCAGCUUUCAGAGUCUUUUGGAGAAGCUGAAAGUUCUGCAACCCAGGAGGAAGCCUCAGCUCAGUCUCCAGAGCCCCCUAAUGAGGCAGCAUCUUCUCCAACCCAGCAGGAGAUCCCAGCUCUGUCUCCAGCGGAGACAGAACCUUCUGCAACCCUGCAGGAGCAACCAGCUCAGCCUCCAGAGCCUUCUUCAGGGGAGGUGGAACCUUCUCCAACUCAACAGGAGCAGCCAGCUCAACCUCCAGAGCAUCUUGAAAUGACAGUUUCACCUCCAAGUCACCGUCACGCUGAGCAUUCAAACUUAUCCAGUGUCGCUGUCAAACCUGCAGAUGUGGAGCUUACCAUAACAAAAGAACCCACACCAGAAGUGGGACCUUCUCCAAAUCAGCACAAGCCUUCAGCUCAGCCCUCAGUGCCCCUUACUAAUGCAGAAUUUUCUACCACCCAGCAUGAGGCCCCCACGCUGCCUUCACAGCCACCUGAGGAGGUUGAACCUUUGCCAGUUCAACAGGAGGCUUCAGCCCAAUCUCCAGAAGCCGGUACACAUAAUAAACCUUCCGUACAAGAGGAGACCCCAGCUCAGUAUCCAGAGCAUCCAGGAGAAGAAGUUACACCUGCCACAACCCAGCAGGAGACUCCAGAUCAGCAUCCACAGGCUCCUGAGGUUGUACCUUCUCCACCUCAGCAGGAAGCCACAGCUCAGCAUCCACAGUCUCCUGGUGAGGUUGAAUCCUCUCCAACCCAGUCUCCAGAGCUCUCUAAUGUGACUGUAGUUUUCUCUCCAGAGCAUCAUGUGACAACAGUUUCUCCUCUAGGUCAGGAUCAAGCUCAGCUUAUGCAGCGGCCCGAUGUCACUGUUAAACCUGUGGAUCUUGCACUUAUCGUAACUCCAGCGUUCACUAAUGAGGUUGAAACUUCUCCACCCCAACGAGAAAACUCGGCUCAGUCUACAGUGUCCCCUGAGCAGUUGGAACCUUUGUCAGUCCAGCAAGAGGUUUCAGAUCAGCAUCCAACCCCCACUGAAAAUGUUGAACCUUUUCCAGUUCAGCAGGGAGCCCCAACUCAACCAACAUACCCUGAGGUGACAUUUCCAAAUCCAGAGCAAGUUCAGGCUCAGCAUCCAACCUUGACUGAGGUCACAAUUCAACCUUUGGACCUUGAACUGACCAUAGGGCCCGAACCCACUAAGGAGGAUGAACCUUCUCCAACCAUGCAGGAGACCUUAACCCAGCAUCCAGAACCACCUAAGGAGGUUUUUGUAGCUCAGCCUCCAGUAUAUCAGAACCCAAUAGAUCCAGCACCAGAUCAGGAUCACACUGAGCCUCCAGCAUCACCCAGUGUCAGAGUUCAACCUUUAGACCAGGGGCUUACCACAACUCCAGAACCUACUAUGGAGGCUGAACAUUCCACACCCCUGCCGGAGACUAUAGUUCCUCCAACAUACCCCGAGGUGACACUUCCAAAUCCAGAGCAAGUUCAGGCUCAGCAUCCAACCUUGACUGAGGUCACAGUUCAACCUUUGGACCCGGAACUUAUGUUAACUCUGGACUCCAAUAUGGAGGAUGAACCUUCUCCAACUAUGCAGCAGACCCAAGCUCAGCCUCCAGAGCUCAUUAAGGAAGUUGUAGCUCAGUCUCCAUUGUAUCCCGAGGUGACAGUUCCAGCACCAGAUCAGGAUCAUGCUGAGCAUCCAACCUCACGCAGUAUCACAGUUAAACCUUUGGACCUGGAGCUUACCACAAGUCCAGAACCUACUACAGAGUGUGAACAUUCUACAGCCCUGCAGCAGACUACAGCUCCCCCUCCAAAACACCCUCAGGUGACACUUGCACAGCCAAACCUGACUCAAGUCACAGUUCCACCUGUGGACCUGGGAGUUAACAUAUCUCAGCAACCAAGGCCAUCUGAGACGGUCCUUUUUCCUUCGACUCAGUAUUCAGUAUCCACUGGUCUUCCUGGUGUAAAAUACACCCCAGAAAAGAAGCAGCCAGAACAGAAUGCCACCACAAACAUCAGCAUAUGUGAGCUCUGUACCUGCAAAAAUGAGACACUGUCGUGUGUUGGUCUCAGCCCAAAGCAGAAGCUCCACAGAGUGCCUGAGCCAGAGCCUAACGCCUACAACGGCACCUUCACCAUCAUAAAUUUCCAAGGAAACUCUAUUUCUUACAUUGCUGAAAGUAUAUGGAAGGCAUACCGCUGGGCUGAGAAGCUAAUUCUCAGUGAAAAUUAUUUGACUGAAUUACAUAAGGACUCCUUUGAAGGCUUGCUAUCCCUCCGAUAUUUAAAUCUUGGUUGCAAUUUACUCACAGAACUGAGCUUUGGAACGUUUCAGGCCUGGCAUGGAAUGCAGUUUUUACACAAGUUGUAA
This is a messenger RNA of Eubalaena glacialis (North Atlantic right whale), 3615 nucleotides long. Its product is annotated as leucine-rich repeat-containing protein 37A2-like. The record is from RefSeq and is a predicted model, not a curated record. Gene Ontology annotation, molecular function: protein binding. Lineage: Eukaryota; Metazoa; Chordata; Mammalia; Artiodactyla; Balaenidae.